Molecule: messenger RNA, 2884 nt
Organism: Paralichthys olivaceus (Japanese flounder)
Lineage: Eukaryota; Metazoa; Chordata; Actinopteri; Pleuronectiformes; Paralichthyidae
Source: RefSeq, a predicted model, not a curated record
CACAGAGAGUUGUGUAGAGUUGUGUGGAGGCCGCAGGCGGCUCAGCUCAGCUCCACACCUUCAGACAGAAAACCACGAAGAACUCACAUCAAAAAAGCCAAACCUCAGCCUGCGGUCGAUGUUGCUAAACUCCUGGAACAGCUGUUCUCUCAAAGGAGGCCAGGCACAGCGCCCCCAGGUGCUGGUAAAGCCUCAACCAUCUCCUCAGCAAAUGUCUCCACCUCAGAUGUUCCUCAUUUGUCAAAAAAAAAUCCAUCAGUUUCUGUUGUUCCUGCUUCGUCUACAACAACAUCUUCUUUAAACCCUGCAGCACUUUCCCCUCAGCAAACAGCAGCAUCUUCCACACAGACGCCUCAGCGUCCUCCUCCUGGCUUCAUCCAGGACUUCACUGCUGAUGCUGUUUCUACAACCUCAGCUCCUCCAACGUCUGGAUCUGCAGCGGCUUCAGCAGAAUGCCAAACUUCAGCCCAAACAAUAGAAACCAAAGUAGAAACUGCAACUGAACCAUCAACAGAGUCGACUCAUCCUCUUGUAGAAGCUUUAGAAACUCAGGCUUCAGUUGUUGAAGGUCCAGUAGAGCCUCCGACAGACGUCACAGUAGAUACAGCUCCAAAAAUACAAGUGAUGAGCAAAGAUUCAGGAGACGAGGGCACCACAUACACUACCGUAGUAGAGUCCUCGGGAGAAACUGCAGUAAAGACUAGUAUUAAUCCUGUGGAGGCAGUAGAAACUCCAGUAGAGCUUCUGACAGACGUCACAGUAGAAACAGCAGCUGCAGAAGAACAAACCAAAGCCACAGAUUCAGGACAGGUGGGCAUCUUGUUCACAGCAGAACCCUCAGUAGAAACUACAACAGGAACAUCAGCAGACACAAGCACCGCUCCUCAGGAAACGUCAGAGAGAGUAGCAGCUCCUGAAGGUUCAGCAGAAUCUAUGAUAGACGUCACAUUGAUAGAAACUACAAUAGAUUCACCAGUAGAGGUCAGACUUCCCCCAGUAGAAACAGAGGAAACUACAGCGUCUGUUGCAGGAUCAGUGGAUGAAAGAGGAGAAGUCACGAGCGUGGAGCUGGAAGUCAUCAACGUCUCCUACACGACAACAGCAGAACCUUCAUUAGAAACUACAGGAGACGCCACUCCUGCCCCUGUGGUUACACCUGAAACUACAAUAGAAGCUAAAGCAGCUCAGACAGAAGAAAACAUCACUGACUCUGGAGCAGUCAACGUCCCACACUCUGCAACACUAUUCCCUUCAUUAGAAAGUACAGAAGAACCACCAGUGGAGUCCGUGACCUCUGCUCUAGAGGGUGAAGCUGCCGUUCUUGAACGUACAGUAGAAAUUGACCAAAAUGCACAGGAACCUGCAGUUGUAGCUUUAAAAACCAAAGUAGAGUCGACGGUAGAAUCCUCCUCAGGGAAAGUCUCUGUCGAAGAGGAGGAGAGCGAAGCUGAACAGAUGACUUUAGAGUCUGUGACGCUGCAUUCAGUGAAAACCUCGGUGGACUCUCUGAAAGCAGACGAGCUCCUCCAAACAAAGUUUACCCUCGAUGAGAAGAUAGAGGAACGACUGCAGGAGUUGUUGGUCGGUGGAGACCACGAAGCUGCGGCCAAAGCUGAGAACUCAGGUGAGGACGAGGGGGAAGUUUUGUCUCGAGUUCUUUCACAGUGGAGCUCUCUGCCUGACGACCUUCAACAGCUGGAGGGAGAAACCGCCACUUUGAUGACAGAGCUUGUCUGUCGAAUUCCUGCGGCGCCUCCUGAAACUGAUGAAGCGAUAAAAACGAGUUCAGCCUCUGAUCAAACUCCGGGAGCUGAUGUUGCGUGUGUGGAGGGAGAGGAGGUUGAAGAAGAAGCCAUGACACUUGAAUCCAUAACUUUAUCUGAGGUGGAGGCUGAAGUCGAAAGUCUCGUAACUGAAGCCCUGCAAGAAACAAGUGAUGCGCUUGAGAAAGAAGCUGAUGCUCUGGCCAAAGAGGAGAAGAUGGAGGAGAAGAUGGAGGUGAAGAUGGCGACAGGGGACGUUGUUUAUAGUGACGCAGCAGAGGCUGAAAUUAUAAUGUUCGAUUCCAUCUCUGAAGCAGCUGAUGUGAUAGAAGCUGAGAUUCCUUCUAUGAUGGAAGCCAUGUUUUUCUCUGAGCAAGAGCAGAGGCCGGAGUCUCUGCUUCCGUCGCUGCUGCAGAAUGAAAUGAUUGUUACUCAGGAAGCAGAAAAAGAAUCAGCUCAGCAGGAGGGAAGAGUCGUGGAGGCCAUGUCUCUAGAGUUUGUGACGUUGGCUGAAGUCGAGGCCUCUCUGGGAACUCUGCAGCACGAGUCCCUGAGUGAAACCGCCGUGUAUCUGGAGAAUGAAGCUGAAGUUCUCGCUGGGGAGACGAGGACGGAGGUGGAGGAAGGAGCGAAGUCUGAGGAGAUCACUGAGGCUCUGGACAUCGAGUCUCUGUCUCUGGCUGAAGAUCUGCAGACUGAUGCACUGAUGGAGGAGCUGCUGUUUACUGUUCCUGUCACAGCAGCAGGAGCUUCAGAAGCUCAGGUCGACCAGGAGGUUGUAGGAGCGAAUACUUCAGACGAGUUGGAUCCAGUCCAGAGACUUUUCCUGGAGAAGAUCAGAGAAUACAACAACCUGCGCAGGUCGAGUGGAGGACCAGUGGCGGUGGACUCUGAUUAUGAGCGUCACCUGUCAGAGGAGACGGCAAAGCUCCAGAGACUUCAUGGAGGAGGAGACCUGAGCAGCUUCCCUCAGUUCACCUUCACCGAGCCCGAAAUGGACCAGGACCCAAAAUGAUUCAUGAAUUUCUACUUCCUGCUGUUCAUCCUCCUCUGCUUUGAAUUGACCUGAAGAAAUGGAGAAGAGGAAUGAAGUGUUUUAUUUUAUUAAAGCAGAACUUUCA